AUGAACACAAAAAUGGAUGAACCAUUUUUAGAGAUAAUGGAACAGCCCAUCGAUAAGUUUCGUUUUCGUUAUAAAUCCGAAAUGCAUGGAACCCAUGGUGUUCUCACCGGACAACAUUCAAAAAAAACAUUUCCAGCCGUUCGUCUACAUAAUUUCACCGGCGAAGCAUUGAUACGAUGCUCAUUGUAUCAGAUUUUAAAACCGGGCUAUGAGCCACCGUUUCCCCAUUCGCACAGUCUGGUCGUUCGUUGUGGCAACGAUGAUAAAAAAGAUCCACACGAAGCAAUGGUAUCAGAAUUACAUGGAUACAAAGCAACAUUUCAAGGAAUGGGAAUCAUACAAACGACACGAAAGCACAUCGAAUACGAUUCAUAUGAUAAAUUAAUGGGUCGGGCUGAAUUCGAAAAGGGAUGUGAUUUAACCAAAUCCGAAAAGGAUCUAUUACAAUCAAAAGCCAAAAAACAUUUCAAUGAUAUGAAUUUGAAUCAGGUAUCAUUGUGUUUCGAGGCAUAUGAACGUGUUUAUGGUAAAUGGAUGCGAUUGUGUGAGCCCAUUUUUUCAACACCCAUAAACAAUUUAAAAAGUGUAUUGAUGGGAGAAUUGAAAAUAAGUCGAAUGAGUUCGAACAUUGGAAGUGCGGCUGGAGAUGAUAAUCUUUUCAUAUUUGUCGAAAAAGUUGGAAAAAAAAAUAUAAAGGUUCGAUUUUUCGAACAAGAUGACGAUGAAAUUAUUUGGGAAGAAUGGGGCAAAUUUACUGAAGCUGAUGUUCAUCAUCAAUAUGCGAUCGCAUUAAAAACGCCUCCAUAUCGUGAAAUCAACAUCGAUGAAAGUGUACGCUUACUCUGGUUCUUAUAA
Molecule: messenger RNA, 855 nt
Organism: Contarinia nasturtii (swede midge)
Lineage: Eukaryota; Metazoa; Arthropoda; Insecta; Diptera; Cecidomyiidae
Product: nuclear factor NF-kappa-B p110 subunit-like
Exons: 3
Coding region: 1-855 (284 amino acids)
Biological process (GO): innate immune response; regulation of DNA-templated transcription; non-canonical NF-kappaB signal transduction
Cellular component (GO): cytoplasm
Molecular function (GO): DNA binding; DNA-binding transcription factor activity
Source: RefSeq, a predicted model, not a curated record